AUGGCCACAGCCCCCGCAGAAGAACAUACUUUCGUCUUAAACACAUUUGAUGAUCUUGUUAAUUUUACCAGCAACUUUUCCAAGGCUCUUUGUUCAGGUGACAUUGCGAGCAGCACUGCAGCACCAGAAAAUUCAAACUGGUACAAACACUACCAAUCUAAAUGUGCGGAGCCUACAACCAUUCAAACCACAUCAUCGGGAGGCGAUACAACUGUGAGUUCUGGGCACGAAAUAACGUCAGUUUCUUCAGAAGACAAAACUGAAUUAACCAGAGAUACAAAGACCAAUCUCUCAGAUGUCAGCGAUACCACUGUGAGUUCCGCAGACAAAAUGACAUCAGUUUCUGUCAAAUUUGGCACCACACAAGUCCACACUUCAUCAUUUGUGACAUCGUUGACAGUUUCACCCAAAGAAACAAAGACUAACCCUACAGUUGUCCCAUCUUCAAAACCCCAAACCAGAAUGCCUGACAAGAAAGAGAUUGGCAUAACAACGCUCUCCGCAUUACCAGAAAGCGCAACGAAUUCGAAAGAACACUUCACUUGCCAAUGCAGCGGAGUGGACGGAGUGGUGAUUGGUAUUAUCGCUGGCAUCGUAUCUGUGGUCUUCCUUGGUGGCGUGGCUGUCUUAUUUGCUUACCUAAAAAAGUUGCCACAACGUAUUCGAGCGAGUAUGGCAGGGUUCCAAAUGGAAUUAUAA
Messenger RNA from Lingula anatina, 699 nucleotides. Its product is annotated as collagen alpha-1(XII) chain-like. Lineage: Eukaryota; Metazoa; Brachiopoda; Lingulata; Lingulida; Lingulidae. The record is from RefSeq and is a predicted model, not a curated record.